UAUAGUGAAUGCAGGGUCCGGGGAGAGCGAUAUAGUGAAUGCGGGGUCCGGGGAGAGCGGAUAUAGUGAAUGCGGGGUCCGGGGAGAGAUAUAGGAUAUAGUGAAUGCGCAGGGUCCGGGAGAGCGGAUAUAGUGAAUGCAGGGACCGGGGAGACGGAUAUAGUGAAUGCGGAUAAUAUAGUGAAUGCGGGUCCGGGGAGAGCGGAUAUAGUGAAUGCGGGGUCCGGGGAGAGCGGAUAUAGUGAAUGCGGGGUCCGGGGAGAGCGGAUAUAGUGAAUGCGGGUCCGGGGAGAGCGGAUAUAGUGAAUGCGGGGUCCGGGGAGAGCGGGAUAUAGUGAAUGCGGGGUCCGGGGAGAGCGGAUAUAGUGAAUGCGGGGUCCGGGGAGAGCGGAUAUAAGUGAAUGCAGGGUC
Molecule: messenger RNA, 411 nt
Organism: Staurois parvus
Lineage: Eukaryota; Metazoa; Chordata; Amphibia; Anura; Ranidae
Source: the annotation of a GenBank genome assembly